UUUUUUUUUUUGCCUCCUACUUCUGUCUUGAAGCCAGACAAUCGACUUGCAGCUCUCCCUCCCCUCCCUCUCUCUCCACGUUCUGCUCCCACUUGCUCUCCCCCGGCCCCAUCCCCUCCCCUCCCGGCGGAAAGCCCCCCGAAAGCAACAAAGCUGAGCCGAGAGAAACAAACAAAACAAACACACCGGGCCAGACAAGCAAUCGACAAAACUUUGCAAAGCAGAAACAAAAAAGGAAAAACUAACCAACCUCAACCAACCAGACCCCGAGCCACCCGGGGCGCCCUCUCGCACCCUUGCACACACAAAAGGCGGCGCGCCGGAGCCCGAGACCCGGGAGCCGCCGCCGCCAGCAGCCAGGGGAGCAGGAAGUCCGGACGCGGCCCCCAUAGAUAUGGCAAUGGUAGUCAGCACGUGGCGCGACCCCCAGGACGAGGUGCCCGGCUCUCAGGGCAGCCAGGCCUCGCAGGCGCCGCCCGUGCCCGGACCGCCGCCGGGCGCCCCGCACACGCCACAGACGCCUGGCCAAGGGGGCCCGGCCAGCACGCCGGCCCAGACGGCGGCCGGCGGCCAGGGCGGCCCUGGCGGUCCGGGCGGCGACAAGCAGCAGCAGCAGCAGCACAUCGAGUGCGUGGUGUGCGGGGACAAGUCGAGCGGCAAGCACUACGGCCAGUUCACGUGCGAGGGCUGCAAGAGCUUCUUCAAGCGCAGCGUGCGGAGGAACCUGAGCUACACGUGCCGCGCCAACCGGAACUGUCCCAUCGACCAGCACCACCGCAACCAGUGCCAGUACUGCCGCCUCAAAAAGUGCCUCAAAGUGGGCAUGAGACGGGAAGCGGUGCAGAGGGGCAGGAUGCCGCCCACCCAGCCGACCCACGGGCAGUUUGCGCUGACCAACGGGGACCCCCUCAACUGCCACUCGUACCUGUCCGGAUAUAUUUCUCUGUUGCUGCGCGCCGAACCCUAUCCCACGUCGCGCUUCGGCAGCCAGUGCAUGCAGCCCAACAACAUCAUGGGCAUCGAGAACAUUUGCGAACUGGCCGCGCGGAUGCUCUUCAGCGCCGUCGAGUGGGCCCGGAACAUCCCCUUCUUUCCUGACCUGCAGAUCACCGACCAGGUGGCCCUGCUUCGCCUCACCUGGAGCGAGCUGUUCGUGCUGAACGCGGCACAGUGCUCCAUGCCCCUCCACGUCGCCCCGCUACUGGCCGCCGCCGGCCUACACGCCUCGCCCAUGUCCGCCGACCGGGUGGUCGCCUUUAUGGACCACAUACGGAUCUUCCAAGAGCAAGUGGAGAAGCUCAAAGCGCUGCACGUUGACUCCGCCGAGUACAGCUGCCUCAAGGCCAUAGUCCUGUUCACCUCAGAUGCCUGUGGUCUCUCUGAUGUAGCCCAUGUGGAAAGCUUGCAGGAAAAGUCCCAGUGUGCUUUGGAAGAAUACGUUAGGAGCCAGUACCCCAACCAACCAACGCGAUUCGGAAAGCUUUUGCUUCGCCUCCCUUCCCUCCGCACGGUCUCCUCCUCAGUCAUAGAGCAAUUGUUUUUCGUCCGUUUGGUAGGUAAAACCCCCAUCGAAACCCUCAUCCGGGAUAUGUUACUGUCCGGCAGCAGUUUUAACUGGCCGUAUAUGGCAAUUCAAUAAAUAAAUAAAUCAAGAUAAGAAGGGGGAGUGAAACAGAGAGAAAGAAAAGGCAAAAGACUGGUUUGUUUGCUUAAAUUCCUUCUAUUAAGAAAGGAUAUAAAAGGAUGUUACAAGUUUGCUAAAAGAAGAGAGGGGAAGAAUUUAAUGGACUGUGAAUUUCCAAAAAAAAAAGACUGUCAAAUGAACUUUUACAGAAUGCAUUAAAAAAAAAAAAACUCCUGUGUCGGUCAGAACAACUUGCUACUUAUCAUUUUUGUAUAAAAAGGAAAUUAGUCUUUUUCUUUUUUUGGUAAAUUUUGGAAAAAUAUUGCUAAAAGUGCAUUUAAGGAGAUUGGGAGAAAAUUAGCAGAAUGGAGAAAGUAAGUCUUUUUUUUUUCCAAAUUAUUAAUUGUCCUGUGUCUAUGUACCUCUAGCUGUUCUUUUUUGUACUUUUCUGGUUCCAAACCAGUUUAUUCUGUGGUUCUAUAAUAAGUUUUGAUAUAAUCUUGGCUUCUUAAAAACUGUGUAUCCUUAAAAUAUAUGUUCUGCAAGAAUUAAAACUCAGUCCAUGAAAUAUCAUAGGAAGACAUAAAACUUUAAAAGGCAACUCAAAGAUGAUGGAAACGCACUUACAAGUGGUGACCAAAAAUUUUAGGUGAAGUUGAGCACUCUAAUUUGAGAACUGGAGGAACCACAUACAACACUUAACUUCCCCUACCCUGCCCCCCCCCCCAAAAAAAAGAUACCUUGACAAACCUAGCUUUUUAAAAAUAUUUUAAGAAAGAGAAUGAACUGUGGAAUUUAUUGGCAGCCAAGGAAUGUGUCCAAGACACAUGCUGAGGUUUUGAAUAAAAAGUGAACUUUUGUAAUUUGAAUUGGGUCCCGCUUAGUUCUUGAAUUGUUAUGAAAAUCCUAUAUCUGUUUGUAUAUUUGCAAACCCUUUGUACUAUAAUUGUUGAUAUUUUCCCUUUUUAAAAAAUACCAUUGAAAUCAGCAUGACAAAAUAACACUGUUGGCACUUAUAGGUAACGUGAUUGAUUCAGUAUCUUAGAGUUUACAGUUUGUGUUUUAAAAAAACUGAAGGUUUUUUUUUUAAGUGCAACAUUUCUGUAUACUGUAAAAGUUAUAAUAACUGAACUGUUUGGUCGAGUCUUUGUGUGUUAUAUUCCAAGGAAAAUUGAAAGUAUUCAGAAAUUAAAAUAUUAUUUGAUAUCUGAAA
Molecule: messenger RNA, 2837 nt
Organism: Kogia breviceps (pygmy sperm whale)
Lineage: Eukaryota; Metazoa; Chordata; Mammalia; Artiodactyla; Physeteridae
Gene: NR2F2
Product: nuclear receptor subfamily 2 group F member 2
Biological process (GO): negative regulation of transcription by RNA polymerase II; cell differentiation; anatomical structure development
Molecular function (GO): retinoic acid binding; RNA polymerase II cis-regulatory region sequence-specific DNA binding; nuclear receptor activity
Source: RefSeq, a predicted model, not a curated record